CUCACUGUCCUUUUCCCAGACAAUCCGCUCACUUGUACUUUUCCAUGGCCGCCGGUUUCCAUGGCAACGAAAGAGGAAGACGGCGAGGCUGCGGCUUGACAGAACACUGUCAAGCAGACAGCACAGGGGCGGCUGGGAUCCUCAAGAGACUGUGUGAGGAAACUGGAGUACCUGGAGGAAACCCAUGCAGCCACGGGGAGAACAUGCAGACACAGAGUCCCAGGCCAGAUGGCAGGCUUGAACCCAGAACCUUCUUGCUGUGAAGCGACACCGCUGACCACUGCACCACCAUCCUGACCCAUGUAUGUCAUUACACUGGAACAGGCCCAUUAUAAACUGAGAUACCACCCCAGUUUCUUACCCAGUCUGUACUCCAUGCUUACAACAAGAGUGCGGGUGAAGUUACUGAUGAAGCGUCCAUCAUACAGCGGUUUGGAGGCAGAUCCAGCGAUAAAAUCCCCUCCGUGGAUCCACACCAUGACAGGCAGCGGGCUCCUCAGGGGGGAGCUGAAGUUCACAUCCAGGGGGACAAAGAUGUGGAGGACGCUGCGACGAUAUUUCCUUCUCUGUAUGCUGGAUGAGCAAGAACGAUGCUCUGGAGAGGCAAAAUGGAAACAUAUGGCUCAAUGACACGUCACUGAAAUCCAUCAGGAAGGUGGGUAAAGUCACCUCCCUCACGGUGCAUCCAGCUGUAGAAAACAAGCUGACCCUUCAGUAUGGAGGCUCUGUUCAGUCUUGGACUUUAACAAUCACUCCACGUACAAAGUUCACUAAAAUCAGAGGCCGGCAGAAACCUCUGGAGCAUCCGACAAAUGCCACCAAGGGCUUCCUGGACCUGUUGAGUCCCGCUGAGGUGUUUGCAUGUGAAAAUGGCACAUUAUUCUUCCACCAGGAUGAAAACUUCUUUCUUGCUGUCGGCCACACAGUGCGUCUCCCUAUCAAGCUGGAGUCCAGGAGUCCCUCCAUGUUGCUGGUCUACUGGGUGGAGAAGAGUCUGGCUAUCAGGGACAGCCACACCGUGACCCUGUACCGCACUGAGCUGGACUCCUAUAGCACCCUCAGCCUGGACUCUACAGUCCACAACCAUUACCGCUUCACAGCUCUGGACUCCUGCAGCCCCUAUGUGGCCUGUGUGGAGAUUGCAGGCACUCACUCCCUCGCCUGCCUCACUGCUAUUACUGACCCUGACGUUCCCAAGGACUUUGAGGUGACGUCGUGGAACAGCAGCAGCAUAUCGUUGGCCUGGGACUGCCCUGAGAACCGCAAGUUCUCUCUCUUCUUGCUAACUGCCCUCUACCUCAACGGCACAGACCACAUCACAGAGGAGGUGUCCCUCUGGCACGAGGAGGACAGCUUUGCGUUCACCUUGUCUGACCUGCAGCCCUGCAGAAGGGUUAAGUUUGGCCUGCAGACUGUUUGCCAGGCUGGGAUGGAGUCCCGCUACAGCAAGAUGGUCCUGAAUGAUGGAAACUCUGCCCACUCCAGCAUCUGGGCCUUGCGUCAGACAUCGUCUGGCCCCGACAACUACACCCUGAGCUGGGAGGUGAGGAACACCUCGUCCAUCUCCAUGUUCAGAGUUUACCACGACGGGGUGCUGCAGGGCACCACGCUCAUGACCAGCUACGCUGUUGGGGGGCUGCAGUCAUGCCAACAGUACCAGGCCAAGGUGGAGGCGCUGUGUGGAGACAGCGUGCUCAUGAGUUCCAGGACUGUCACAGCACACACAGGACCUCGUGGUGUGUCUGAGCUCUGGUACCGCUCGAAUGACUCCACCGCCCUCUGGGUCCCCGGCACCGUGCAGCCGUCAGCCGUGGCCUUUCUGUACGAGCUGUCCUCGGAGAACGGCACCACCAUCCAGAGCAGCCGAGUGACGGACACAGAGCUGCGUCUCCCGGGGCUGGAGGAAGGGAAGAGCUACAUCCUUGACGUGUGGGAGGAGUGUGAUGGACAGUGGGAGUCCGAACGUUCUCAUUUGUGUUUUGAGAGAGUUAAUUCAUCCUUAGGGGCCCUUGUGAGGGCUGCUGGACCUGCCCAGGACCUAGACCUGCAGUUAGAUUUUUCCAGCAUGGGUCUCACCAUGGUUGUUCCCUGGUCGCUGCCUGAGGAUCUGCAGGAUGACGCGUCAGAGCCAAGAACCAAAAUGGGGAAGAUUUUCAAAGACAAGCUGCAGGAACUGUUGAAAGAUUUCGAUCAGCCUGUCCGCGUCGAGCUGGCCACCUUUGAACCUGCAGAGGAGCCGGAUAAAACAGAGAUUCUGUUCGUGCCUUUUGAUGGCUCCAGAACAGAAGAGGACGUGCCCCUGCCUGCUGAAGAUCUGCUGGAUUACAUUCACUCCCUGAAUGCAACCAACAUCACCGUCACAGAUGGACUCAUUCACUGGGAAGGUCACGAUGUGUGUGCUUCCUUAAAGCACACUUUGUGUCCCCGCAAUUCUCUGUGCAUCAACACCCUGGGCUCGUUUGCCUGUGUGUGCCAGCAUGGAUACUAUGAUGUGAGCACAGUCAUCGAGCCUCCGGUGGCUUCAUAUCCAAUCUGCAACGAGAAAGGCCUUUUCAGCCAGUGUCUGGACAAACUGAUGACUGGUGGAAUAGCGAAACCCUACCUGACUUCUUACAUCGGGGGAAAGGUUGACGUGAGGCUGAAUGACGGACGGUGCUCUGUGAAUGAGACUGAGAUGUUCAUUCGCUUCCGCACCUCACGAAAAUCGUCUGAAUGUGGAACAGAGAGGCGAAUAAACAAAACCCACAUCGAAUUCCAAAACACUUUGACUGUGACUCUGACCAAAGAGCAAACCAUCAGCCGGCGGGACCUGAAAGUUGUCUGGAGGUGUGUCUACCCUCGGCAUUAUGUGCGCAACGCUCAAGUCAGCGUGGAUUUGGAGUGGCUCUCCUCCAUCUCCUUAGUGGAGUUCAACUCAUCUCUGCAGCUGUCCCUGACCAUGUCCCUCUACAGUGAUGAGUCAUACACCUACAGCUACAGGGACGCCAUAGCCCUGGGUCUUGAAGACACACUGUUCUUCCAGGUGGCCCUGCAGACCAACAACUCUUUUGCCUCGGACGUGCUGCUGCAGGUGGAGUCCUGCUGGGCCACUGAGAGCACAGACCCGCAGGACACUGUCCAGGGUGUUCUCCUUCAGGACGGCUGUCCUGUGGACAACACGUUCCACUGGCUCUCUGUUAACGGCCUGACACAGAGAAGCAGAUUUUCCAUUCAGAUGUUCACCAUGCCCAAAGGCUUGCCCCUCUAUAUUCACUGCCUGGCCAACAUAUGUGGACACGAUACAGACUGUACUAAGAAUUGCACCAACCAGCUGCGCACCAAGAGGUCGGUGAGCCAGAUGGACAGAAAGAGGAAACAGGCCGCUGUAGUGUCGGCUGGACCUGUAGUGGUCAACUCAAGGGUGAAGUCAGGAGUCCGACCGUCUAACUUGGAUGAAUCUGAGCUCCUGACUGUUCCCGAUGGAUGGAAAGAGCCGGCGUUCACCAAAGAUGACAACCCCCGCGGUCUCCUGGAGGAGAGCAGCUUCGCCACCCUCUUCCCCAAAUACAGAGAAGCCUACCUGAAGGAGUGUUGGCCGCUCGUGGAGAAGGCUUUAGGAGAGGGACAUAUAAAAGCCUCUCUGGACCUGAUAGAAGGCAGCAUAACAGUUUGCACCACUAAGAAAACUUUUGACCCGUACGCCAUCAUAAGAGCCAGAGACCUCAUCAAGCUGCUGGCCAGGAGCGUCCCAUUUGAACAGGCUGUGCGGAUAUUACAGGAUGACAUAGCUUGUGACAUUAUCAAAAUCGGGACCCUGGUUAGGAACAGAGAGCGGUUUGUGAAGCGAAGACAGCGGCUGAUUGGUCCCAAGGGCUCCACACUGAAAGCAUUAGAGUUGUUAACCAACUGCUAUGUGAUGGUGCAGGGCAACACGGUGUCGGCCCUGGGGCCCUACAAUGGCCUGAAGGAGGUACGAAAAGUGGUGAUGGACACGAUGAAGAACAUCCACCCCAUCUACAACAUCAAGACGCUAAUGAUCAAACGGGAGCUGUCCAAAGACCCCGACCUGCGGGUGCAGAGCUGGGAACGCUUUCUGCCAAAGUUCCGCCACAAGAACCUGGCCAAGCGCAAGGAGCCCAAGAAGAAGAGUGUGAAGAAGGAGUACACACCGUUCCCUCCAUCACAGCCAGAGAGCAAGGUUGACAAAGAGCUGGCCACAGGAGAAUUCUUCUUGCGUGAAAGUGUGAAAAAGAGGAAGAAGAUGGAGGAGAUAAAGGUCAAACAAGCAGAGGCACUGACCAAGAAGCAGGAAGAACGGAACAAAGCCUUCAUUCCUCCAAAAGAGAAGCCUUUAAUGAAGAAGACCACUAAAGCUCCCGUGGACGGCAAGCUGGACAUCGCCGCCAUCAAGGACAAAGUGAAAAAAGCCAAAACCAAGAAACUGGGGGCUCCUCCGGUGAACCCCGCUCCACCUCCCAGCACCACCACAGACAGGAAGAAGAAAACCAAAACUAAGAACAAAGGCUAACCACAGACUAACGUCACCGCGCGCUGCUGUAAUGUGUGCCGUGUGAAAUGAUAUCUGUUGGACAGAGUAAGGACUCUGUAAGAACACAGGAAGAUGGGACAUACUGGACACACUGUGUGUUCCUGGAUCAAAAUGAAUUCCAAUACAAACGGUCACAGAUGUUUUUAUUCAACUGCUUUUUGUUGUUGUGGGGAAUUUCCUGUUUGUUUGUUUGUUUGUUUUUUCAUGAAUAUUACACUCUAACUUUAGACCAAG
Molecule: messenger RNA, 4762 nt
Organism: Toxotes jaculatrix (banded archerfish)
Lineage: Eukaryota; Metazoa; Chordata; Actinopteri; Toxotidae
Gene: krr1
Product: KRR1 small subunit processome component homolog
Exons: 28
Coding region: 578-4507 (1309 amino acids)
Cellular component (GO): nucleolus; small-subunit processome
Molecular function (GO): RNA binding; calcium ion binding; protein binding
Source: RefSeq, a predicted model, not a curated record